Saprolegnia parasitica CBS 223.65 is the source of this 1176-nucleotide messenger RNA. RefSeq lists its product as hypothetical. Gene Ontology annotation, molecular function: cysteine-type endopeptidase activity. The record is from RefSeq and is a predicted model, not a curated record. The transcript has a single exon. Gene Ontology annotation, cellular component: lysosome. Lineage: Eukaryota; Oomycota; Saprolegniomycetes; Saprolegniales; Saprolegniaceae. The coding region runs from base 1 to 1176 and encodes 391 amino acids.
AUGCCCUUCUUCUUCUUCUUCUCUGCGCUGGCGGCGGCCAUUGGUGCGCAACGCAUCUCGGACGCCGAGCGCCCCGAGCUCAACCGCGACUUGGCGCUCUGGCAACAAAAGUUUGGCAGCGACGACGACGUGCGCGUGGCCAUGGCGUCGGUCAAGCCGUACCGCGACGAGCUCCUUCGGCGCAUCCGAGCGGCAAAGGAGAUGCUGCCAUCCCUCCAGGAGGCCAAUCCGCAUGCAACGUUCAGCCACUUGACCAAGUUUGCACUGCUCACGGACGAAGAGUUUGCGCGGUUCGCAAUGGUCUCGGCACGGCCAUUGCCGGAGCGCUUGUCGCCCGCCACCCGGACGAAUCCUACGGCUCUCGGUGGCCCCGUCGUCAAGGCAGUCGAUUGGACCAAGCAGUCGGUUUGUGUGCCGCCAGUCAAGACCAUGGGCAAGUGUCGAAGCCAUUGGGCGAUCGCGGCGGCAGCGGUCGUGUCCUCGGCGCACUGUCUCGCGACCGGCGAGGCCAUCGACCUCUCGGAGCAGCAAGUACUGAGCUGCACGACACCCGGAGGCGCCAACGGCUGCCGCGGUGGCUUUGCGACCACGGGUAUGAAGUGGCUCGUCUCGCAGCCCAACUCGGUGUGCUCGCGAUCGGCGAUCCCAUACGUCUCGGGCGCCUCGGGCUCGGUAUCGAUCUGCAGCGACAACUCCAAGUGCGCCGGGUCCAUCUCGCUCCAAGUCGGGAACGUCUUCGAAGCCAGCGGAGACGACGCGCUCGUCGAGCAGCUUCAGAAGCAGCCGGUUGUGGCGUACGUCACGACGUCCAACAUCUCGUGGCGACUGUACGCUGGCGGCGUCAUUUCCUGGUGCCCCGCCGGGUACCCGGACCAACCAGGCGGCCAAGCCGUUCUCGUCGUUGGCUACGGCACCCAAGACACUGGCUACGGCUCGGCGCCCAUCGACUUUUUCAAGGUGCGCAACGCGUGGGGCACCAACUGGGGCGAAGCUGGCGACAUUCGGCUCGCACGCGGCGACCGACAUCGCGGAACGUGCGAGGUCACAACGUACCUCUCGUACCCGACGCUCCAGCUUCCAGCAGCCAUUCGUGCGUCCAUGACGCCAACAACCGUCGACGCGCGCAGUGUCGACAGCGUGGUCACAAACGAUGACGCCUCGGACGAGACCGAAUGA